CGCGCAGAUUCGCGCAGACCAGGAAGCGGAUCCCGUGGAAUGACGGUCACGCCGCGGCGGGCGGAUUGACUUCUAAAGACUCUUGGAACGUGAGGAAGAAACCCAGAAGAGGAAGAGGAAAGCAAAGGAGUCAGGGAUGGCUCUUCCUCAGGGUCUAUUGACAUUCAGUGACGUGGCCAUAGAAUUCUCUCAGGAGGAGUGGAAAUGCCUGGACCCUGCUCAGAGGACUCUAUACAGGGAUGUGAUGUUGGAGAAUUAUAGGAACCUGGUCUCCCUGGAGUUUCGGUCUGUCACCCAGGCUAAAGUGCAGUGGUGUCACCUCAGCUCACUGCAACCUCCACUUCCCAGGUUCAAGCAAUUCUCCUGCCUCAGCCUUCCAAGUAGCUGGGACUACAGAUAUCUCUUCCAAAUGCAUGAUGAAGACAUUCUUCUCAACAGGGCAAGGCAAUACAGAAGUGUUCCACACAGGGACAUUGCAAAGACAAGCAAGUCAUCACAUUGGAGAUUUUUGCUUCCAGAAAAUUGAGAAAGACAUUCAUGGCUUCCAGUUUCAGUGGAAAGAAGAUGAAACAAAUGGCCAUGCAGCACCCAUGACAGAAAUCAAAGAGUUGACUGGUAGUACAGACCGACAUGAUCAAAGGCAUGCUGGAAACAAGCGUAUUAAAGAUCAGCUUGGAUCAAGCUUUCAUUCGCAUCUGCCUGAACUCCACAUAUUUCAGCCUGAAGGGAAAAUUGGUAAUCAAGUUGAGAAGUCUAUCAACAGUGCUUCCUCAGUUUCAGCAUCCCAAAGAAUUUGUUGUAGGCCCAAAACCCAUAUUUCUAAUAAGUAUGGAAAUAAUUCCCUGCAUUCUUCAUUACUCACACAAAAACGGAAUGUACACAUGAGAGAAAAAUCUUUCCAAUGUAUUGAGAGUGGCAAAUCCUUUAAUUGUAGCUCACUUUUAAAAAAACAUCAGAUAACCCACUUAGAAGAGAAACAAUGUAAAUGUGAUGUAUAUGGCAAGGUAUUUAAUCAGAAGCGAUACCUUGCAUGCCAUCGUAGAUCUCACAUUGAUGAGAAACCUUACAAGUGUAAUGAGUGUGGCAAGAUCUUUGGUCACAAUACAUCCCUCUUCCUUCACAAGGCGCUUCAUACUGCAGACAAACCUUAUGAAUGUGAAGAAUGUGACAAAGUUUUCAGUCGCAAAUCACACGUUGAAACACAUAAGAUAAUUUAUACUGGAGGGAAACCAUACAAAUGUAAGGUUUGUGACAAAGCUUUCACAUGUAAUUCAUACCUAGCAAAACAUACUAUAAUUCACACUGGAGAGAAACCUUACAAGUGUAAUGAAUGUGGCAAGGUUUUUAAUCGACUGUCAACCCUUGCACGCCAUUGUAGGCUUCAUACUGGAGAGAAACCUUAUGAAUGUGAAGAAUGUGAAAAAGUUUUCAGUCGCAAAUCACAUCUUGAAAGACAUAAGAGGAUUCAUACUGGAGAGAAACCAUACAAAUGUAAGGUUUGUGACAAGGCUUUUGCAUAUAAUUCAUACCUGGCAAAACAUAGUAUAAUUCACACUGGAGAGAAACCUUACAAGUGUAAUGAGUGUGGCAAGGUUUUUAAUCAACAAUCAACUCUUGCACGCCAUCAUAGACUUCAUACUGCAGAGAAACCGUACAAAUGUGAAGAAUGUGACAAAGUUUUCAGGUGCAAAUCACACCUUGAAAGACAUAGGAGGAUUCAUACUGGAGAGAAACCAUACAAAUGUAAGGUUUGUGACAAGGCUUUCCGGAGUGAUUCAUGCCUUACAGAACAUCAGAGAGUUCAUACUGGAGAGAAACCAUACAUGUGUAAUGAAUGUGGCAAGGUUUUUAGUACAAAAGCAAACCUUGCGUGUCAUCAUAAACUUCAUACUGCAGAGAAACCGUACAAAUGUGAAGAAUGUGAGAAAGUUUUCAGUCGCAAAUCACACAUGGAAAGACAUAGGAGGAUUCAUACUGGAGAGAAACCGUACAAAUGUAAGGUUUGUGACAAGGCUUUUCGGAGGGAUUCACACCUGGCACAACAUCAGAGAGUUCAUACUGGAGAGAAACCUUACAAGUGUAAUGAGUGUGGCAAGACCUUCCGUCAGACAUCAUCGCUUAUAAUCCAUCGUAGGCUUCACACUGGAGAGAAACCUUACAAGUGUAAUGAGUGUGGCAAGACCUUCAGUCAGAUGUCAUCCCUCGUAUACCAUCAUAGGCUUCAUAGUGGAGAGAAACCUUACAAGUGUAAUGAAUGUGGCAAGGUUUUUAAUCAACAAGCACACCUUGCACAGCAUCAGAGAGUUCAUACUGGAGAGAAACCUUACAAGUGUAAUGAGUGUGGCAAGACCUUCAGUCAGAUGUCAAACCUUGUAUACCAUCAUAGACUUCAUAGUGGAGAGAAACCUUAAAAGUGUAAUGAGUGUGGCAACACCUUCCAUCACAAUUCAACCCUUGUAAGUCAUAGAAUUCAUACUGCAGAGAAACUUUACAAAUAGGAAGAAUGUGACAAAGUUUUUGGUUGCAAAUCAAACCUUGAAACACAUAAGAAAAUGCAUACUGAAGAGAAACCACACAGAUAUAAGGUUUAUGACAAGAUUUUUGAAUAUAAUUCAUACCUGGCAAAACAUAUUAGAAUUCAAACUGGAGAGAAACCUUACAAAUGUGAUGAGUGUGGCAACACCUUUGGUCAAAAUUCACACCUUGUAAUUCAAAAGGCAAUUCGUACUGGAGAGAAACCUUACAAGUGUAAUGAAUGUGGCAUAGUUUUUAAUCAACAGUCACACCUUGCAAGUCAUCAUAGUCUUCAUACUGCAGAGAAAUCUUACAAAUGUGAAGACUGUGACAAAGUUGUCAGUCACAAAUCACAGCUUGAAAGACUGGAGAAUUCGUACUGGAGAAAAACCAUACAAACGUAAGGUUUGUAACAAGGCUUUUGGGAGUGAUUCACAUGUGGCACACCAUACUAGAAUUCACACUGGAGAGAAACCUUACAAGUGCAAUGAGUGUGGCAAAGUCUUUAGUGGGCAGUCACCACUUAUUCACUAUCAAGCAAUCCAUAGUAUAGGGAAACUUGACUAAUGUAAUGGUUGUCACAAAGUUUUCAGUAAUGCUACAACCAUUGCAAAUCAUUGGAGAAUCCAUAAUGAGAGAUCUUACAAAUGUAAUAAAUGUGACAAAUUUUUCAGAUAUCGUUCAUAUAUUGCUAUUCAUCAUCAAACUCAUGCUGGAGAGAAACCUUAUAAAUGUCAUGAUUGUGGCAAGGUCUUCAGUCAAGUUUCAUCCUAUGCAAAACAUAGGAGGAUUCAUACAGGAGAGAAACUCACAAGUGUGAUGAUUGUGGCAAAGCCUUUGCUUCAUAUUCACACCUCAGUAGACAUCAGAGAAUCCAUGCUGGACAGAAAUCUUGCAAAUGUCAUCAGUGUGGUAAGGUCUUCAGUCUGAGAUCACUCCUUGCAGACCAUCAGACAAUUCCUUUUGGAGACAGUUGUUUCAAAUGCCAUUAGUAUAGCAAGCCAUCAAGCAUUAAUUGACAUUACAGUCAAAUGAGCACUGACCUGAGUUUGAGUUGACUUAACAUUGAGUUUAAGCAUUAAUUGACAUUAAACUGUUUAUGUUAAGAGGACUGGGCUGGGCACUGUGGCUCACGCCUGUAAUGCCAGCACUUUGAGAGGCCAAGACUGGUAGGUCACUGGAGGUUAAGAGUUUGAGAACAGCCUGGCCAACAGACGGGAGCCACUUUUCCCAGCCUGUGUUUUCAUUUCUAUUCUUUCUUUCUUUUUUCUUUUUUUUUGUUUUGGUUUUUGAGAUGGAGUCUCUUGCUCUGUCAUCCAGGUUGGAGUGCAGUGGCAUGAUCUCGGCUCACUACAACCUCCGCCUCCCAGGUUCAAGCGAUCCUCCUGCCUCAGUCUCCCGAGUAGCUGGGACUACAGGUGCGUGCACCACACCUGGAUAAUUUUUUGUAUUUUUAGUAGAGACUGGGUUUCACCGUGUUAGCCUGGAUGGUCUCGAUUUUCUGAUCUUAUGAUUCACCCACCUCCACCUCCCGAAGUGCUGAGAUUAUGGGUGUGAGCCACCGCGACUGGCCUGUUUUUUGUUUCUUUAACAAAAAGUUAUGGGGAUUUCUAUGAGUAUUGUGUUGAAUCUAAAUCACAUUUGGUUAUAUAAUCGAGCAAUACUAAUUUUUCCAAUCAAUAUGGAUUGUAUGUGUAUUUAUAUGUUUUUAAUCAUUUUGAUCAAUGUUUGUAGAUUUCAAGGUACAAACUUCUCACCUUUAUAUGUUUAUUCCUAAAUAUUUCUUACUUUAAGCUCUUUAGCAAGUGGAAGUGGUUUUUAAUUUUAUUUUAAAAUUAUUUAAUGUUAAUGUAUGGAAAUUCAACUAAUUUUUGGUGCUAUUAUUCUAUUCUGCAAAUACACUGAAUAUGUUUAUUAGUUCCAGUUGUAUUUUGGUUGACUGUGAUUUUCUUCACAGAUCAUGUAAUCUACAAACAAAUAAAAUUUGACUUCUUUCUUUCUGA
Messenger RNA from Gorilla gorilla gorilla (western lowland gorilla), 4517 nucleotides. It is a transcript of the gene ZNF28, whose product is annotated as zinc finger protein 28. The record is from RefSeq and is a predicted model, not a curated record. NCBI's taxonomy places the organism in Eukaryota, Metazoa, Chordata, Mammalia, Primates, Hominidae. The transcript is spliced from 5 exons. Gene Ontology annotation, cellular component: nucleus; chromatin; transcription regulator complex. Gene Ontology annotation, biological process: regulation of transcription by RNA polymerase II. Gene Ontology annotation, molecular function: DNA-binding transcription factor activity, RNA polymerase II-specific; RNA polymerase II cis-regulatory region sequence-specific DNA binding. Bases 137 to 526 code for a protein of 129 amino acids.